AUGGCUUCUUCGUGGACGUUGGAAGGACUUGAGGAACGAAUUAAGGCACAUAGUAACUAUAUCGAUGCGGUUACAAGUUUGAUACCUCCUAAACCAUAUUUUAAAAACGACCCGAACAAGCCCGAAGAGGAAGAUGAACAGACUUAUCAAAACAGGAAAAAGAGAAUUUCAAUGCAAUUACUUGAAGAACAAAAAAAAGACGCAAAGAGACUAAAGUUUGAUCCUGACAAUCUAAAAACAAUAACUGAUAUCCAACGGGAACAAUUGAACAAAAACAAGGAAAAAAUGAAAGAAUCAGUUAUGGACGGUGCAUCAUCAAAUUCAGGAAAGGAGGGCAAAUUAGAAGAUGGUGAUUCUUCGCAAUCACGUUUGCCGAUUACUGACAGGCUUGCUCGAUUGCGCUUUGCGAAACAAACAAGUGAGUCUGAUGCUGCAAAAAAGAUUACUCGAAAGGAAAAGAACCGAAUAAGGGUGGAGAAAAAAAAAAAAAAGCAGUUAGCUAUUAAGAAGAAUCUAAAAAAACCGAAGGAUUAUGGUGGAAAAAUAUUAUUGAAUGUUAAAUCUACGGAGCAAGAUGAUGUCCAAGAGCAAGAUCCAAAUAAUGCAGAGAGAAAUAUGCGAUUUGUGAAGUUUGAUUUUGAAGAAAAAAAACAAAAAAAGAAUAUUAAUGAUGUUCAUCUCAUGAAUAAACUUCAAAAUCGCGCGGAAAAGAUUGAGAAGUUGAAGAAAGUGGAACCGGAGAAGGCGGCACAAAUACACGAAAAAGAGGAGUGGUCAAAAGCACUGCAAAAGGUGCAAGGUGAAAAAAUUAAGGAUGAUCCGAAAUUACUGAAGAAAACAAUCAAGAAAAACGCAAAUAAAAAGAAAAGCAGUGAAAAGGCUUGGAAAGAGCGAGUUCAGACAGUCAAAAAUAAGAUGCAAGAAAGACAAGAGAUAAGAACAAAGAAUAUUCAAGAAAGGAUUAACGCGAAAAAAAAUAAG
Acaulospora morrowiae is the source of this 981-nucleotide messenger RNA. The record is from the annotation of a GenBank genome assembly. Lineage: Eukaryota; Fungi; Glomeromycota; Glomeromycetes; Diversisporales; Acaulosporaceae.